UUUCGCGGAAUAUUUGUACGAGAUGCCACGUAGUGACGACUGAUCUUUCUCGCAUCAUACGCGUUGUAAGGUUGCAAGAACUUGCUGACAAAAUAAUUACAGUCAAAGGUUCUGAAUAAUCGUCAGAAUUUGUCCACUGCCAGAAACUGCUAUGCCUGAUGAAAACUAAAGUUAAUCAUACCCUGCAGCAAAGGUGACAUCCUCGGAUGAAUCCUAACAGCCGUGUGCCUCCUCUCAGGAGUUCAUCACAAUAUCCUCGUCAUGUCAGUGCCAACCAUGUACCCAGGCCAAAUCAUCAGCCAAGAUGGCCUGUCAAUCACGUUCCAUACGCCAAGGACUAUAGGCAGUGCUACCAAAAUGGGGAUUGUCCAGCCAUGCAGAUAGCUGGUGGUAAUGUGCCUCCAAAAGAAUCCGGUUAUCUCAGCUACCCGAAACCUGGAAGUCCACCUGUUAAUGGCCAUGGAAUCUACACACCAGAGAUUGUGCCUGGUGAUGUUUCUCCACCAUUGCGAAUAAAUAUAUGUGCACAGGAAAAUACUUUGUGUGGUCCACCCAUCUUGAGUGUCAGUCCUAGCGGUUUGCCAGCAAGCACUGUGGAUGUUCAUCAACAUACAGGAGUAGGUCUGGAAUUUUCACCGAGGCGGACAGUCACUGCUGGAGAAAUUCGCCUGAGUCCUUUACAAAUUCAGCAUUCGCCUCCGUAUUUUAGAACUAACAGUCAAGAUGAUGGAAGGAAGAGUGAAAGCCCUUCGCGAAAACGAAGGAGAGUGUCUCGUGGAGGCAUUCAGAUGGCAGUACCUGUUCCCACAACAGCACCACAUACGAGGACACCUUGGGAACAGCGCCGUUCUCCCAGGCACCAGUCAACUGCUCGGAGUGUAAGUAACAGUUUGAGACGCACCAUGCGUUGCACGCCCGUGUGGGGUCCGCUUCCCCACCAGGAGUCGCCCUACACGCCGUUCCACCCACACCCGGCGCACACGGCUCCGAGUCCUGCCACAGUGCCAAUACCGCUUCCACUGUCGCUGUACCCUGGCAGCAGCCCCCCCUCCGCAGCACGGCUGCCACCAGCAUGGGCUGUACGGCUGCUGCAGCUGCCCCCCAGCAUUCCCUCCACCGCCCUCAGGGCCUCCGCCGAUGCCUCCACCACAAGUGCAGGUUCAUGUGUUCCGCAGUUUGGGAGUUGCCUACCACCCCAUCAUCAGUCAUAUGCAGCAUUUCUUCAGGCGCAAGCUCAACCAACGCCUGGGUUCACAGCUCCUCCCAGUCCGUGCCUUUCAGUUUCUCCAGUCCAUUUCCCUCAACAACCUCAGCAUGCUGAUGCAGUGGAACUCCUGGCGGACCAGCGAUCUACAUUCCACCAGCUGCAUGGCACCCAUCUGCACACGACUACUCCAUCUCCACCACCGAUUUUUGUAACAGAGCAAAGAACAGCUCAAGUAGAUCACCUAUCAACACGAAGUCGUAGACCUAGCACACCCAGCAGACGUGUUGGACCACGCCGGUGGAGACCUACUCCUACUCUUCCUGCUUCCACAUCAUAUCCAGGGCUUCUGUUACACUUCCUUGCUAUGUUCUCAAAUGCUCCAUUGUCACCAUACAGUCAAGCUGAUUUGGGUAGCCCUGAUUCAACAGAGACUGAAAACUAUGAAGCUCUGCUCCAUUUGGCAGAGAGAUUGGGUGAAGCCAAGCCUCGUGGACUGGCAAAAAUUGAGAUAGAGCAGCUACCCUCGUAUAAGUUCAACGCAGACACACACCAUGGUGACCAGACGUCAUGUGUUGUAUGCAUGUGUGAUUUUGAAGCCAGGCAGAUGCUUAGAGUUCUUCCUUGUUCACAUGAGUUCCACGCAAAGUGUGUUGACAAGUGGCUGAAGUCCAACAGAACGUGUCCCAUCUGCCGUGGAGAUGCAUCUCAUUAUUUCAGCCACCAGGAUUAGAGAGCAAGUAAUACAGCAGAACUUGGAAGUGCUAUUUUCUUAUGUUAAGAGAAUAUAUUUCUUGUUAUAUAAAGAAAAUUGAAAAGAUUUAAUCUUUAUGUUGUUAGAUGUGUUCCUUUGAUGUUAUUUAUUCUUGUUUUGUUCAUUCUGUCUAGAGCAGUUUACAUGAUUAUUUUCUUAGAAGUAAAAUCAUAUAAACAGAUGAACAGAAGUUGUACUUCGUAGUUUUUUGUAAGUUAUUUUUAGAUUUUUCGUGCCUCUUACAAGCUCUGUGGUUUCCCAAUUAAUAUUAUUACACAGACAAAUAAUAUAUUAAUAAGCUGCAUGUGUGUGCCCUGUUGAGAAGGAUAAGGAACACAUUCAGGGUAUCAACAUAUUAGCAUGUGUCAUUAACUCCCCCCACCUAACACUCCCGUCAACCCACCAUGACAAGUUCUUUGUCAAACUUCUGAUGGUUACUGGUAUGCAUUAAAAAAAAUCUAAGAUUAUCUCAUUAAUGGUAUAUUUUUAUGGUUUAGUUUUGAAGGUUAAAUUUGCCUUAAAAAAAGAAGUCUGUGAAGUAUGUAAUAUGUCUUACAUUCUUCAGUAGAAAUUAUAAAAUUAGUUUAAGCAUAAGCACAAUGAUUUACAAAGUUGGGUGAAGUGUUGUAAAGUUAAUGAAUGAAACAUCCCAUUUUACAGGAUGCAGUAUUGAGGUUUACCUGGUGAAUACCAUCAUAGCAAACUUGCUGUUUUUAUACCCCCAACAGUGUUUUUCAGAACAUCGUUACUUCAUUAGAUAUAUACCAUAAAUCUUCAUCAGAUGUAACUUUGCCUCAUCACCCUAGCUUUUUUAUUACUACAGAAAAAUUGAUAUUACUUUGUUGAAGAUUUAUGGUAGGCCCAGAUGUGUGGGAAGCAGGAAAAAAAGUUUGACAUGUGAAAUAACUACUUUUAAUUUUCUUCUCCGUUAUGUUGUUCUUCCUAUGUUUUCUUUUGUAGUAUUGACUACAAAUUUUAUUAACAUCAACUGAAUUUUCUGUUGGUGUUUAGCAAAACGUAACAUUAAAUAGGAAAAAGUUACUAAUGUUCUGGAAAAGUGUAUUUAUUUGGUGUCGAACUAGCUUUAGACUUAUUAGGUAAAGGUAAAACGACAAGCCAAAAGCCAGUUUGCAACAAAAUAAAUAUAACUGUGCCGAACAUUAUGAAAUGUUUACUAUUACAAAUGUUCUUUAUUUUGGAGACAUUGAAAUGACUUGAGCAAUUUGGGAAAAAAUGUGUGGUUUCCCAUGAAUAUUACAGAAGGGAAGUGUUUCAAAGUAGUACACUAGCUGUUAAAGAAUGGCAUAAAUUUUUAUGUGGUUAAUGUAAAUUUUUGUAUGUGUGAGAUUUGGGGAAGUGGGCAUAAUAUAGUAGUAAUGCAUGUGAAUUUAAUAUUGUCACAGGAUGAUACAGAAACCAUCAACACCUUGAGAAUGUUUAUUGAAGUAAUUUUUAUUGUAAGAAGAAAUGUUAGCCAAUUGCAAGAUGACGUUCAUUCAGACUAUAAAUAUAGUUCUGGAAGUUCUGUAGGUGAAGUGAGAGUUUUAACACACACAAUCUUGUUAGCCUGUAAUUCCAGGUAAAGAUUCUAAAGCUUAAAUAAGAAAUAGGAUCUAGUUAUUUAUUCAUGUACUGUUAAGGAUACAAGAUGAUCGAUACAGUUGCCUAUUCCUUGUGGGAAUCAUCUAUUUGAAUAUUUUGUAUCAAUACAUGCUCGGUCUUAAGUGACCCUGUCAUCUGUUCAGAUAAACAAUAAGUUGAUCAUUACUAAACAAAUAUCAUUUUAAUUGUCGAUAUAAUUUUUCUUCAAAAAUUGUUCAGAUUGCUCAGUCAUUUUCGUUUGUCCCAAUUCGGGUAGUACAUUUAUGUGCCUUGUAAGACAUCUUUGUGCUGAUCAGUGUAAUUGCUGAUACACUUAAUGUGAUGCAGUUCCCUUUAGUCAGUUUACAUGCUGUUAAGUUUGUCUGUUCUCAUUCUUGGUGUUUUAAUAAAACAAAAUUGCUGAAUUAUACAGUCUGACCCAGGGAAAUGUAUGACAUCUAGUGUGUAGCUGAAAAUUAUUUUUAAGAUAUUAAAAAAGUGCAAGUAGCAACUUUGUCCAUGUAGACAGUACUUACCUGUGGAACCACCAUUUGGAAAUAAUUUUGUUACUGCAGGUGGUGUUGGAAUUAAUUGUCUAAGUGUCAGUAUGAUACAAUAAAAUUCUUUCCUUUGAUAUAACUAUAAGAGAUGUUGCCAGAAGUCUGGAAAAACUUCGAAUUGGAAGAUUACUUGCACAACUAUCACAGUAAAAUCCCUCUUUAACGAAUCUCUGGUCACUCAAAUAUUUAUCCUUAAAUGGGGGUUUUGCCAAAGUAUACGGAAUGCUUUUUAAUCACGGAAUUACCAGUAUCCUAUGCUACAGAUAUAAAUCCAGUAAAUAUAUAAUGAUUACACUUUUCACAAACACAUCUUUCAUUUUCUUUAAAAUUAACAAGUCUUGUUUCUUCUGUCCUUCCAGCAUAUUAUAGUGAAAGAAGUUGUACUCCAACUGGUUGAUAUAAGGUAGAAUAGAUCCAUCUAUGUUAAAAGAGAAAAAGAAAUUUCUGGGAGUAUCAGUUCCUUGCACAGCAGCAGUGAAAGUUGAUGCAACACACUAGUUUCUUCUUCUUCGUCUUCUUAAAUCAUCAUCAUCCUCAUUAUUCCCACUGCCAGUUCCUAUCUGUGUUACCUUACAAACAUUUUACUUGCAUCAGUCUCGGGUUUGGGAGCCGGGAUGCUGUCAUCAUGACAACGUCCUAUGAUCUUGCAUUUUCAGAAAUACCAGUUUUCCUAUUCCAUGCUUCUUCUAGAACACUGUCAUCUUAAACAGCAACUUAUGUACCACAGGAAGCCUCUGUGAAACAAUUUAACACAAUCUGUUAUGUCACAGAAUUCCAGGCAGCAACAAACAUACGCAUAACCUGUAUGGUGCCAAGUCUCAUGAGUUCCUUACUUUCAAGGAAUGAAAUUGGCUUCUAGACAACUGCUAUUCUGUAUUUGGUUUUAAUAGAGUAUAUUAUGCCUAGGUACAGAGGCUGCGGAUGACUUGGGUAGUUCGGACUUAGAAACACAACAUUUACAUUCCUCUGAAAUUGUUUCCUUGGUAUGUACAAAACAUAGGUCAAUAAUAAGUAAAUUUUCCUUCCUGCAGCACCCAUCGUGGCAUCUACACCCAGAAAAGUAAUGAAGGCAGUUUUUAACUUUCAUCACUACUUACACACAAUAGUGUCAUAAUCCUUUCUUUACUUUUUACCUCCAUGGCAUUUUUCUCCCUUAAUGGAAUAUAAUAUUGCAAGAAGUAAAUUAUAAAAAGGCACCAGUUUCAUCAAUGCUGUGGGCUCAGAAGCAUGUAUCAGUCCUGGCGACAUAAUGUUCUUCCAAUAGUAUACACUUUCUUUGACUAAGAGCUUGACUUUCUUCAUUUACACUUUGAAUGGAUAGAUUUUGAUGUACUAAAAUAUUCAGCGCUGAUCUUCAGAGUGAUUUCAAUAGCCUUCUCAUGCACUAAGUUUCUGCUAAGAGGAAUGCUUCAAUUUCUCAGUCCUUGAAACAACUUAAGAAUAAUAUUUUCCACAUGAUUGAAUGUAGACAUAUUGAAUGUUCUUCCUUUCUGAAUCCACAGGAAUCAUGUGCUUUGACAUUUAAGAAUGCAUCCUUAUUCUUGAAUAUAUUUCUUCGCCGUGUCGGAAAGAUUUAUUUUAAGAUUGUCAUUGACAUCAUAAAUAAUCAUCAGCUUUCUAUUUUUGCUGGCCACAAAUCCACAAAAGUAAAACUGAUAACUUAGACACUUCAUGCUUCAUAAUUUCAGUAUAUCUUGUUGGCCAUGACUCGGUGACUGUGGUGUCAGAUUAUGUAAGCUAAGUCUCAUGAAAAUAAGAUUGCAGAUUCUUUCAACGCAUCUGCUGGUAUCUAUACAAAGGAAGCCGAAUUAUUGGCUACGAUCUACAUACAUGUUGGCUGGUUGAAUAGAUUACCAUCUACUGUGCCACAUGACAAGAAAUUGUGUGUGUGUGAAAUGGAAAGAAAUCAAACUCACUUGAACAUGUUAGGAAUUACAUAAAUGUUGGGUUUCAGUUUGCAAAAUGUUUCAUGGUUAUACCACAAAAGCAGACUUUUUCGUAGAGCAUGGUUGAAAGUGGGUAGAAAUAACAUUGUUCUUAUGGGAGAUUCGCCAGGACUAACAGAAAUUUUCUUUAAAAGUGAGGUUUCCUUAGAAGCAGGUUCGUUAGUUUAGGGUUUUACUGUAUAUUAUUCCUUUUCAUGACUUGGUAUGGUAUAAAAGUACAGUAUUUUACAAAUUACCCAUAGUACAUCGAUUAAAUAGUUACAAGGAAUAUGCAUGAAGAGGUAGAAUGCCAGCUGAGCUAAACCCAACAAAAAUCUGCUUACAGAGUGUGUUGUGCCUUCAUACUACAAGCAUAUACCAGGGGAUAAUGAACAUACAAAUGUGUUUGCAAUUGCUCUUUCAUGAAUUUUGGUUACCAUGUUUGUAAAAUGGCUUUUUCUUCCCAUUCUUCAUUCACUGGGAUAUAAUACUUGGUUUAGUGUAAGGGGUAAAGAUUUGUGCAGUGUUCUCCAAAAGCUAACAAUUUCUUCCUUAACUAGGAUCCUUCAGUUUGGUCAUAAAACCAUAACAUAUUGAGGUUUCAUUCCCCUCAGGUUAUUCUGAGCAAUGCAAUAAAAUUAAUAUUACCUCAUUAACAGUAGCAUUUUGCAUAAUACAGAUUUAGAACCAUUUCAGUCAGAGUAUUUUGGAAAAAGAUCUGAAUAGUACAAAGAACCACUACAAACUGUAUAUAGUUUUGAUGCAGGGAUUACUGAAAAACUGCAUUGUGGCAGUCUUGUUUUCUAAUUUUAGAUGUAAUUUUAUUCAUUUGUAAUGAACUAAUGGCUUGUAAAUAUUUGCUUAUUUUGUAAGUGACUGAAGCAAUAUCGUUAUCUAGUGGCUUUGUAAGUUAGAAUUUCAUAGCUUUUUUUAUACACAUAGAAUCAUGCUUUUUGCACUUAGUGGGUGUACUGUUAUGUGGUUGUGUAACUAUGUGGAGUUACACAACUGACUGCAGUGUUUUGACACCCAGUAUGAAGUAAGUCUGAUGGAAGAGAGGUUUUUGGAUGCCAAAGAUUAACAUAAUACUUGUUUCCUUCGACACCUGGCUUGAAACAGGAGCAGGUGGGAAGAUGGAACAACCAGCUUGUUGAGGCUGCCAACUGUUAGAUUUGAAGGUGUGUUCAUUACACAGUUGUAAAUUGUAUGUGCAGUGAAAGCUCUUGGUUAAGAAUGCGUUAUCAUUUUGUCUACCAUAAGCUGUUGCUGUGAAAUUAUGUAGAAUUGCCCUUGUAUUAUGAUGAUAUAGAACUUUGAGUCUGCAUUGGAGGCAUAUUAUGUCAUCGAAGUAAUGUUUGUGAAUACACUAAGCUUUGUUUGUGACUGUAAUCUUUUUUGUUACUGUAGUUAAUGCACUUUCAUGUUAACUCUUUAAAGCUCACUUUAGUGAUAGCAAUAAAAAUUUGGCUACUCUGUUGGUUUACAUAGUUAUAAGUCAAUUUGUUUGUAAGUAACCAAUGCUUAUAGCCAUCAUAUUAACUCAGGCCUCUUUCACUAGUCAUGUGGAAUAUUGCCAUUUGUUAGCAGCAUGUACAAAAUGAUUUACUUUGUUUAUUGUUGUAUUUCUGACUUGUGGCUUAUUUGCAGUUAAUGGGGAAAGGAAUGCAAUGUAAUCCUACUUUAAACAUAUUUUUUACAGUCCCAGUAUAUUGUUGGACUGAAAUAUUGUAACAGUUACUUCUGUCAGAGGAUAAUGAACUGAGUUCUUGUACUUUGAGCAACUUUGAUUAUUUGAAGAGUGUAAAUGUUCUCCAACAUAGCACAUUGAAAUAUGUCUGUCCAGAGGAAUUUCAAUUGUAAGGUCCUUGUAAUAUGUAACAUUGUAUUAUUUAUUUAUCCUGACAAAUUAAUGGUCUGCUUUGUAUUAGGUUACAACAUGAGUGUUUAUAUUUCUAGCUUUGUUUCCCACAAGCAGUGGACGCUUAAAGGAUGAGAAUGACAAAUUUUAAAUUUAUGUGAAAAUAAUGUCAUCAGCAAACUGAUUUUCUGAUCCACUUACAUGUUUUUGGUUCUGAUUUCCCCUGCCCCCUUUCUCUUAGCCAUUUCAAGCUUCAUAGUAGUAAUGAGCUCAUUGAUGUUCUUUCCAGUUUGUUAUGUGCAUACACAUUUUUUAUAUACAUACACGUGCUUGUAAUAGGUAAAUUGAAACCGUUGAAUUAGGCUGCCGAAGAACAAAAAGUGCUUUAAAUGUUUCUUACACAUGCUUUCACAUAUAAAGAAAUGUAUAGAAAAUUAGGAGAAAUUGGAAAAUGCUUUCUUCCUACGUCAUUCCAUGUAGGUAGUCCGCUUGAUUGUAAGUUAGGGACAGGUUUGUACCCACCUUUUGUGCAAACAUGCUCUCUGUAUCUGUCCUGAAUAUCCAAAUUUUCAGUGCAUUUAUAAUUCUAUCUCAUAGGGUGAUGUCAGAUGUCUGUAAUGUAAACUUAAGUUUUGUGCAGUAUUUAACUAGAUGUUAAUUUAUCUAUUUUACUGUUUGUUGAGUUUCGUCUCUGUGGAUUAUAUUACAUUAAGAAAUACAACAACCAGCAGAUUUUUAAGCAUUUUCAUUUAUUCCAAAAUGGGUUUGAACUUUUGUCCUUCUUGGAUUGGCAUAAUACAUAUUUAGAUCUUCAGUUAGCACUUUUUUUUUUUUUCAUUUAUACUGUGCUUGUUGUUACUCCUAUUUACCGUAUUUAAUUGUGGCCGGAAAACAUUGGUAUAAAUAAAAAUACAGGCAUGAGUGGCUGGUUGCUGUAUUUCUUGAAGUUAUAUUUAACUAGAUUUGUUGAGAUGUACUUUGAAUCUCUAAAAUCUACCCCCACAACAUAGUUAGAAGUCUUAGUUCAGUCUUCUUUUCAUAAUAUUUAUCAGGUGAGGAACCCUGAUGAGCCAAUUAAGGUUAUUUUAACAAUUAUAGAUAGCAAUCUUAAGUGAAAUUAAAAACAUGUUCUAAGUUCAUUGCUAGACAAUUAAUAAAUCAAGAUUCAGAUUGCAACGGAGAGACAUGUCAGUCCUUGUCAUUCCAGUGUCUGUCUUAAAAAAUUUGUGCUAAAUCAGUGAAUGCAACUGAGGUCAGGCAAUCAUAGGUGAUUGAAAGGCCUCAACUCUUUGCAUUAUCGUGGUUAGCAUUUCCAUAAACACUUCCCAGUUGUCUGUACAAAUUAAUGAAGUCAAAACUAAACCUGAACCUGAACUUGAGUCAAGCAAGGAAUGGAAAAAGAAAUAUUCUUUUAACGCAUGAAAGUAGAUUGACUGAUGCACUAAUUAAGUUCUAGAAUCUUUUAAAGAGGUGGAUUAUUUGGUCGGUUGAGAAAUUGAGUUAGAUAGGUUGUAGCAAAGUCAGUUGGUGCUCAGGCUUAUUAAGAAAACACACAAUUGUUUAAGCAGUCAAAUUUCAGUUGCACUUUCCCAAUUUUGUAUAACAAACAAAGGUUCAUAAUGAGACUGUUUUACACUGAUGUAGUGUUCUCAUUGAAUGUAUCUUAGGUGUAAUUCUAAUGUAUCAACAAGGAGACACCAACAUAUCAUAACUGUGAUGGAAGAACUGCACUGUGAUUCGACAGAGGGUAUUUUAAUUUCGAAUUAUUUUGAAUGCCCAUCUCUCUCUCUCUCUCUCUCUCUCUCUCUCUCUCUCUCUCUCUCUCUCUCUCUCUCUCUCUCUCUAUUGGGUCGAAUACUGGUUGCAUACAGUGUAACAAAAAUAUACAGAUAACCUUUGAGUGAGUGUUUGUAGAAAAUAUCUUGAUGAUAGGGCUUAUCCAGAAAAGUCAUCGAACGACGCUACAUAGUGUGGAAAUUGUAAGGGAAAUGCAUGAGGCAAGCCAUCCCUUUGGCAGCAGAUGCGGGCCUCCAAUCUGACACUCCUGUUGCUGUUGUGCUUAGCAGUCUCUAUCCUGAAGUUCUGCUUUAGAUCCUUCAAUUUACAAACCCAAGACCACUACUAAAAGGGAUCCCUAGCAGCAGGCAUUGCCCACUACCAUAACUUCAAUGCUGUGUAGGUUAUUGGAUGACGUUUCUGAACGUGGGUUCCUGUCCUCAGUUUGUCCGUAAAUACUCCCUCUACAACUCCCUUGAAACCCAGUGGUGUAUUUGCGUUGAUCUUUCCCCCCUCCCACACACACACACACACACACACACACACACACACACACACACACACACACACACACA
Molecule: messenger RNA, 10233 nt
Organism: Schistocerca serialis cubense
Lineage: Eukaryota; Metazoa; Arthropoda; Insecta; Orthoptera; Acrididae
Product: RING finger protein 44-like
Exons: 14
Coding region: 207-1937 (576 amino acids)
Source: RefSeq, a predicted model, not a curated record